This is a messenger RNA of Bombyx mori (domestic silkworm), 4252 nucleotides long. RefSeq names its product toll-like receptor 4. The transcript has 3 exons. Gene Ontology annotation, molecular function: transmembrane signaling receptor activity; protein binding. NCBI's taxonomy places the organism in Eukaryota, Metazoa, Arthropoda, Insecta, Lepidoptera, Bombycidae. Bases 241 to 2805 code for a protein of 854 amino acids. Gene Ontology annotation, biological process: inflammatory response; toll-like receptor signaling pathway; innate immune response. The record is from RefSeq and is a predicted model, not a curated record. Gene Ontology annotation, cellular component: plasma membrane.
CGCGUCAAGACGAAAGGCAAAUUACAGUCGACACAGCCUUCUGGUUAGAUGAGCAGGCGUGCAAAAAUAUAGUGGAUUAUUUGAAACAAAUCAAUGUGUUAAGCAAAUUUAGAAAUAACGUUAGGUGAGAAAUAGUGAGAUAUCAGAAAAUGGAUUUGAGUUUUACGAAGAUUCUAUAUUAAUCUUUAAAAAAGGAUUUCACCUUCAAUAAUUGAACAAAGACCCGUCUCAAACUAGGAUAUGCUCCUAGUACAUUGUCUUUGGCUGCUGCUUUACAACGUCCACAUCAGUCGCGGCGACCUGAUCGAAGUUUACAAAGAAUUGUCCCACACGAUUCUGUACCCGCAAGAGAAGAGUGAUGACCUGCCCGUGGAACUAGGCCAGGACGACUAUUCGGGCUGCAUCUGCCGGGCCAGCAAACAGAAUGGGGUCGUGGUCUGCUUCGGGAAUUACGAGUGCCGAAUGUUCCCUAAGAUCAAAGUGAAAUGCGAAUUUCUCAGAGUCAGAACAACAGUCAUAACGAAUAUAAGAAAAGGACACUUGGAUUCAUUAUACUUUUUAAAAGUGCUGGAAAUAGAAGCCAAUCAUCAACUAAGACACAUAGAGGCAGGAGUGUUUAAGAACCUUACGAGUUUACAACAGUUGUCUAUAUCAUACAACACGCACUUACAUUCUAUUGAUGAACAUACAUUUAUCGGACUAGUGAAUCUACGCAAUUUAACACUAGUCAACAAUGGGUUCACUAAUAUACUCGCCAUUACACCAGCUUUCAAGCCUAGUAUUCUCCCGGCUCUCAGAGGUCUUGACAUCUCAGAAAAUGCCUUCGAAAUUAUACCAGAAGACGCUUUCGUACCAAUGAAAGGUACAACGCUUAUGAAACUUGAUCUGAAUCUGUGUAGAUUGGAUUUUAUACAUCCGAAGAGUUUUCUUCCAUUGAAGAAUCUACGAGAACUGCAUAUAGGCGAAAAUGACUUGAACUCAACUUUAAUUGGAGAUUUUCUUUUGAAAAUGAAAGACGAAAGAAUUUAUCUAAUGUAUUUGGAUCUAUCAGGAAUGGGGUUCAGAAAAAACCCACCGCGCGACUUGAUGGAAAUAAUAGCUGAAACCAGUGUGAGAAGAUUAAUUUUAUCACAUAAUCAAUUUGAGUUUAUCGAUGAUGAUUCGUUCCCUAAAAUGGAGAAUAUAGAAUUGAUGGAUCUUAGGAAAGUUUUGGCAAUGCAGAUUGGUUCCAAUGCAUUCAAUCCACAUAAAUUUCCGAACCUGAAACUGCUUUUACUAAGCGGAAACAAUUUACCUGGAUUACACAAGGCACCCUUCUCAGAUCAACUCCUCUUUUUAGAUUUAUCUGAUAACAAAGGUAGUCCAACGAAUCCUAUGUAUUACGAGAUUGAUAGAAACACUUUUGUCCAAAGCAAGGAACUUAAAAUACUAAAUUUAGCUUUUAAUAGAAUCAGAGCUAUCUUCGAGUACACGUUUCGUGGCUUGGAAAAUCUACAGAUCCUGAGUAUGGAGAACGGCACCUUGUAUCACAUUGGUGAUAAAAGUUUCAAGCCAUUAAAACGAUUAGAAAUGUUAAAUUUAGCCAACAAUCCCUUGGAACAAAAUGAGAAUUUGACAAGUUCCAUGUUUGAUGGAUUAAAUGACUUAAAAAUUUUGAUUCUAGAAAACUGUGGAAUAAAGAGAUUUUAUGAUGAUGAUAACAUAUUCGAGAUGAUGCCAAACCUGACCCAUCUUGUGCUUAGAAAUAACCAAUUGUACUAUAUAUCAGCAGAGACGUUGAAGCCGUUAAAAUUACUAAAGGUAUUAGAUCUAUCCGAGAAUCUCUUUGUUUCGUGGUGGCAACCAUUGUUCCUUGCCUCUGGCGUUAAGCCGAUCACUCUGAAUCUAAAGAACAACAAACUAUCACAUUUUUCAAUGAGUAUGAUACAAGACAUAAGUUAUUUGUUAGAAAAUAAUGGUAAUUCAAGAAUAGAAAUAGAGUUAAUGGAUAACAUUUUUAUAUGUGAUUGCAGUUCGAUGUAUAAAAUGUAUAGUUGGUUACAAGCGAACGGUAGCGAGGUUCUUAGAAAGUUUAUUCAGAGUUCCAAAUUCCAAUGCAGCAGUCCGGAUAUUUGGGAAGAUAAGAGGGUAGCUGAUUACUUAUCUUCAAUAAAAACGUUGCGAUGCCUGAUGACAGAGAAAAUGACAAACAUAAUGUAUUUAGUUUGGACUGCACCAUCGCUAGUAGCUGUAGCACUGAUCUUAUUUAUAAUAGUUUUUAUCUUUAAAUUUAAGACGUACAUUCGCUAUUGGAUGUUUUUAGCUAAACUGGCUUUAGGGCGGAAUUUCAGGAGAAAGUCUGGAAAGCAUGUAGAGACAAAGGAUUACAAGUAUGAUGCUUUUAUAUCUUACUGCAGUGAAGAUAGAGAUUUUGUCGUCCAUAUGAUUAACAAUUUAGAACUGGAACCACCAUUCCUGAAGCUAUGCGUUUACGAACGAGAUUUUGAUAUAGGAUCUUUCAUAUCAGAAGCAGUAUUAAAAAGUGUGAACGAAAGUAAAUACGUAAUUUUAGUUAUAAGUAAUGGGUUUGCUAAAUCCCAAUGGUGCAGAUGGGAGACCCAAUUGGCGGAGUACCACCGAAUUUUUUUAGAAGAUGGUACCUCCUAUGAUCCUUUAGUUUUAGUUAGAAUAGGCGAUGUACAAAAUAAAUAUCUGACGACAACAUUGAAAUACUUGUUGAAAACCAAAAUUUAUCACACGUGGGACGAAAAUAAUCAAGAUGAGUUUUGGAAGAAAUUAAGAAAUGUACUGACACGGAAGAUAUAAGUUAUAUUUUUCGUGUUUACUGGAAGCGUUCUCGAAAAAGAAGUCAAAGGCACAGAUAGUGCUGAUUCCUGUUAUGAUCAUACAGAAAAUCACCAUCAAAAGUUUUACAAAUUAUUAACACAAAUAACAAAAUAACAAUAUACAGACCGUCAUAACAAUGUUAACGGCUACAGAUCUUAAAACAUAAAUAAGAAAAAAACUGAGCUGUACUUUUGGCUACUUUAGCAAAUAAAUAUUGUUAUGGGUUUAUGAGGGAAUAAUAAUAUAUCGCUCAUUCGAUUUGACCUUAAGAGAUUAUCAUAUAUUCUGAGAACAUACUUCAAAUAGUAACGGGAAUCGGUGCGAUCUUACCAUUUUAAUAGCCUUUCAUGACAUCUUAAAUAACGAGUUUUAAUACAGUCAACUUCGAAUUAUGUUGGACGAUAUUAUUUUUUACAAUUAACUUGGAAUAAUGAUUACAUUUUGUUUUCUUCUUACAAAUUGUUGUUUUAUUAAGUCUUCUUGUAACGAGUAAGAAAGAGAGACGUCUCCGUAGCCAAGCUGCACACACGGCCUGAAUGCUAAUGCGUAUCUUCAAUCAAUAUCAGACUCUUAACAACGUUGUCACAACGGCUGUUCCAGAAACCAGAAUGCAUUAUUGAUUCGCACCAGAAAUAGGUAGUAUGUAUUUAAGUGGUCUCACAACGUACGCUAUAUAUGUAUAUAUAAUCUCUAAAAUCUAUAUGUAACUGAUGCAGAGCGCCGAUUUUUUUUAAGUAUCUGAUAUGUUUUGGAAGCAGUAGGAUAUAGUACUCAGAAAAUGCUAGUGUAUAUUGUUUUGGAACGAAGUUCCUUAUGGAACGAUGCGGAUGGGUACCCUAACCGGGAAAAAACGUCCGUAACGUAAGAUUUUUAUUAGUAACUAGCGGCCCGCUCCGGCUCCGCUCGGGUCUUUAUCAAAAAUUUCAACGAUAUUUGACGUUGUUUUAUUUUUAAAAAUAAAAGAACACUUAUUGCGGCAUAGCUAUAAUAGUUAGUUAGACAUAUGCUGUCGCGACACUUUUUGUAAAUAAUAAUGUGUCCUACAAAGACGUAGUACAUUAUUUUACUCUAUCAAGAAUAGUUUUCGCAGGGCACGCGAUGUAAAGAAUAUUUUAGGUAAUUUUUUUACACCUUGGGUUACAUUAUUGGAGUUUAAGUAAGGAUCCCAAAUUUUUUCAAAAAAGAUUAUAGCCUAUGUCACUCGGAAAUAGUUUAGGUUCCAAACAGUGAAAGGAUUUUUCAAAUCGAUUUAGUAGUUUAGGAGUCCAUUCAUGCAAACAAACAAACAAAUAUUUCCUCUUUAUAAUAUUACUAUAGAUGCACAGUGUGCGACUUAACUUUGUAAAAAGGUACAAAAAAUAACAUACUUUUAUUAUAUAUUUUUUAUAAAUCAUUGUGAAUAAAAUAAAGUUGAUAGCUUUGCAAA